AUGUCUAAAAACACUAAUCCCAAAUCAUCUGGGUGCAGAUCAGCCAUAUCAACGAAGUACGUCUGGUGUCCAGAACCAUUUUUUGAACUUGACGAUCAACCCGCAAUCCGCAAGGGACUGAGAGUCCACGUGACUCGAAAUGUUAACAGACAAUGGGCAUUCUUCAAACCGAACAUUUUACUGGAUCACCAAUUAUAUUCACGACCUUCAACUGGCAUACAAUCCAACGGACUGAAAACGUCAUUGUCUUCACAAAGACAAGAGAAAGCAGAGCUGCCUCGACACAAGGAUGGGGUUAUCAGCGACGCUAAAACUUUUGCAAGAACGUUCAAGGAAGUUCCACCCCCUGCUGCAAUAUUCGGCUUUGCCGGCACUCUUCCAUACAUCGCAACUAGCACAGCAUCGGUACUCUAUGCCUCAUCGCCAGAGAUGCAGGCUGUCAUCGAGCCUGUUCAGAUUGGAUAUGGCGCGUGUGUUUUAUCAUUUAUGGGAGCUGUGCAUUGGGGUCUGGAAAUGGCCAAGUAUGGUGGUGAAAUGGGAUAUAAAAGAUAUACGCUAAGCGUGGUACCGGCAAUAUUAGCGUGGCCAACAAUGUUGUUCCCAACAGAAAUAGCGCUUACUACGCACCUGCUUGGUUUUACCUCACUACUGUAUGCAGACGUUGUCUCUGCGUCCCGUGGGUUAGUGCCGAGCUGGUAUCCUCUGCUCCGCUUCUGGUUAACCGGCAUUGUUGGGUUUUCCAUCGUUGUCACACUUGUAGCCAAACAAAGACAAGAGACCGACGUUAUCGCAAAAGCCCGCAAGAAUGCUAUUGAGGCUAUACCGUUAGUUAGAGAGUCUAGUGAGAACGAAUAA
This is a messenger RNA of Paraglomus brasilianum, 855 nucleotides long. Lineage: Eukaryota; Fungi; Glomeromycota; Glomeromycetes; Paraglomerales; Paraglomeraceae. The record is from the annotation of a GenBank genome assembly.